Molecule: messenger RNA, 4390 nt
Organism: Fundulus heteroclitus (mummichog)
Lineage: Eukaryota; Metazoa; Chordata; Actinopteri; Cyprinodontiformes; Fundulidae
Gene: ap1b1
Product: adaptor related protein complex 1 subunit beta 1
Exons: 24
Coding region: 90-3101 (1003 amino acids)
Biological process (GO): vesicle-mediated transport; intracellular protein transport
Cellular component (GO): clathrin adaptor complex; membrane coat
Molecular function (GO): clathrin binding
Source: RefSeq, a predicted model, not a curated record
UCUGAGCCGCUAGCUGACACUGACAGCAGCAGCAGCAGCAGGCUAGCCUUUAGCUCCGGCUUCAUUCAUCCCGUCCAACUACCGCAAACAUGCAGGAAUGGGCCAGCCAGCUCUGCGAGAACCGACAGUUUGGAUCCAAGAUGACGGACUCCAAAUACUUCACCACUACCAAGAAAGGGGAGAUUUUUGAGCUCAAGGCGGAGCUGAACAGCGACAAGAAGGAGAAGAAGAAGGAGGCGGUCAAAAAGGUCAUCGCCUCAAUGACGGUGGGGAAGGACGUCAGUGCUCUGUUUCCAGACGUGGUGAACUGCAUGCAGACCGACAACCUGGAGCUGAAAAAGCUGGUCUACCUCUACCUGAUGAACUACGCCAAAAGUCAACCCGACAUGGCCAUCAUGGCUGUCAACACCUUUGUGAAGGACUGUGAAGACCCCAACCCUCUCAUCCGAGCCCUCGCCGUCCGGACCAUGGGCUGCAUUCGCGUGGACAAGAUCACAGAGUAUCUCUGCGAGCCUCUGAGAAAAUGUCUGAAGGACGAGGACCCCUAUGUGAGGAAGACGGCCGCGGUGUGCGUGGCAAAGCUGCACGACAUCAACGCCCAGUUGGUGGAGGACCAAGGCUUCUUGGACACCCUCAAAGAUCUCAUUUCAGACUCCAACCCCAUGGUCGUAGCGAAUGCAGUGGCAGCACUGUCUGAAAUCGCCGAGUCACAUCCCAACAGCAAUCUGCUGGACCUGAACCCUCAGACCAUCAACAAGCUGCUGACAGCUCUUAACGAAUGCACGGAGUGGGGGCAGAUAUUUAUUCUCGACUGUCUGGCUAAUUACACACCUCGGGAUGAUCGGGAGUCCCAAAGCAUCUGUGAGCGCGUCACCCCGCGGCUCUCGCAUGCCAACUCGGCCGUGGUGUUGUCUGCGGUUAAAGUUUUGAUGAAGUUCAUGGAGAUGCUCCCCAAAGACCUGGACUAUUACGGCACUCUGCUGAAGAAGCUCGCCCCGCCUCUGGUCACGCUGCUCUCUGCUGAGCCUGAGCUGCAGUAUGUUGCACUCAGAAACAUCAACCUGAUUGUGCAGAGAAGACCAGAAAUCCUGAAACAUGAAAUGAAGGUUUUCUUUGUGAAGUACAACGACCCGAUCUAUGUCAAACUGGAGAAACUGGACAUAAUGAUUCGCCUUGCGUCUCAGGCCAACAUUGCCCAGGUGCUGGCUGAGCUGAAGGAGUAUGCCACUGAGGUGGAUGUGGACUUUGUGCGUAAAGCGGUCAGGGCCAUCGGCCGCUGUGCCAUCAAAGUGGAGCAAUCAGCAGAGCGCUGCGUCAGCACGUUGCUGGAUCUCAUCCAGACCAAGGUCAAUUAUGUGGUGCAGGAGGCCAUAGUCGUCAUCAAGGACAUCUUCCGCAAGUACCCCAACAAGUAUGAGAGCGUGAUCGCCACUCUGUGUGAGAAUCUCGAUUCCUUGGACGAACCAGAGGCGCGCGCCGCCAUGAUCUGGAUUGUGGGAGAGUACGCCGAGCGCAUCGACAACGCCGACGAGCUGCUCGAAAGCUUCUUGGAGGGCUUCCAUGACGAGAGCACUCAGGUGCAGCUGCAGCUUCUGACUGCAAUAGUCAAGUUGUUCCUGAAGAAACCCACAGAGACCCAGGAGUUGGUGCAGCAGGUCCUUAGCCUGGCCACACAGGAUUCUGAUAACCCAGACCUCAGGGACCGAGGCUACAUCUACUGGCGUCUGCUCUCCACGGACCCUGUGGCUGCCAAGGAGGUGGUUCUGGCUGAGAAGCCGCUGAUCUCCGAGGAGACGGAUCUGAUUGAGCCGACUUUGCUGGAGGAGCUGAUCUGCCACAUCGGUACCCUGGCCUCUGUGUACCACAAGCCUCCCAGCGCCUUUGUGGAGGGCAGCCGCGGCGUUCAGCACAAGAGGCUCCCUGGCAGUGCUGGAUCCGGAGAGAGCGUUGAGAGCCCAGACACCGGCUCUGCAGCAGGAGCUUCUGAUGCGCCACCCGCUGUCAUCCCGUCCCAGGGAGACCUCCUGGGAGACCUCCUCAAUCUUGAUCUGACACCCCCUGCCACUACCGGACCCCCACCACCAGCCACAUCUGGCCUGCAGCUGGGUGCCAUGGACCUGCUUGGAGGAGGACUGGACAGCCUGAUGGGGGAUGAGUCUGAGCCGCCGCCCAUUCCCCUGCGGACGGACACCCCUCAGUCACCUCAGGUCCUGCAUCAGUCCCCAUCGCCCCCAGAUUACAGCCCCACCGAGCUCGGGGGAGACCUUGGAGGAAGUUCGGCUAUGGGAGCCGGUUUCGGUGCUCCUCCUCCUGCUGCUGCGGCAGCCCCGUUCAGCGCCCCCGUCAGCGGCGGCCUGGAUGACUUGUUCGAUCUUGGAGGUGGAGUCGGUAUGCCCAUGGGAGCGUACAGCCCACCAAAAACAGUUUGGCUGCCAGCCAUGAAGGGCAAGGGGCUCGAAAUAUCCGGCACCUUUGCCCGCCGUGCCGGUGUCAUCCAAAUGGAGAUGACUCUCACCAAUAAAGCAAUGAGUGUCAUGACUGACUUCGCCAUCCAGUUCAACAGGAACAGUUUUGGUCUGGCUCCAGCUGGUCCUCUCCAGGUCCUGACCCCCCUCAGCCCCAACCAGAGCAUCGAAGUGGCCCUCCCACUCAGCACCGUUGGACCUGUUAUGAAGAUGGAUCCGCUCAACAACCUGCAGGUGGCUGUUAAGAACAACAUUGACGUGUUUUACUUCAGCUGCCAGUACCCCAUCAGCAUGCUGUUUGUCGAGGACGGGAAGAUGGAGAGACAAGUUUUCCUCGCCACGUGGAAAGACAUCCCCAACGACAGCGAGGCCCAGUUUCAGAUCGCAGACUGCCGUCUCAGCUCGGAUGCAGCCUCCAACAAGCUUCAGGGUAGCAACAUCUUCACCAUAGCUAAGCGCACAGUGGACGGCCAGGACAUGCUGUAUCAGUCCACGAAGCUCAGCAACGGCAUCUGGGUCCUGGCUGAGCUGAGGGUGCAGACGGGAAACCCGAAUUUCACAGUCUGUCUGAAGUGCAGAGCUCCAGAGGUCGCCCAGUGCGUGUUCCAGAGCUACGAGGCGGUGCUGAAGAACUGAGACCACGACCGGACCCCCCCCAAUCCUCCUGGCCGCCCUCUUCUGCUCUUUCUCACUGACCCUCCGACCAGGUCGCAGCCUCACGCGGCGCAGAAACGGCGUCCUGCAGUCCUUUCUUUAGAGCGCUUUUACUUCCUGAAAACGACGGCAGUGACCUGAGGCGCUCUGUCUUUAUUCGUGCUUCGGUUUCAGGAUUUCUGUCUCAAGCUAAAUCAAUGGAACGUCUCCAGCCUUCGUUGCUUUCCCUUCAUAAUGACCCAUAUUCAUUAGGGGCCAGACGGCGGCCCGACUCCUGUCGUUGCGACGCUCUCUGCAUGAGGCUCUGCAAUCAUUUUCUAGCCCCACUUCUUCUCUUCACUCUAUUUUUAGCUCCUGCAAUCAGCAGGUGAACCAUCAGCUUCACUCUGGUUAUUUGGGGGGGGGGGGGGUCGUUAAGUUGAGACGCAGUAGAAAGAGGCCCGUGCCAGGUGGACACACAAAUACUUAAACUACACUAUAGCGAUUUUUUUUUUUCUUUUUUUUUUUUUUUCUAAAGUUUUCUUUGGUAUCUGUGUGGAGCAGUGGAUCUGAAUCCUCUACUGUCCCUAAAAUCAGAAUGUCUUGUCUGACGUGUGCAUGGAAAUCUGUUUCUUUUUUUUUUUUUUUUUACAUCAAUAUCUUGACAUUUACAGCGUAGCAGCAGGUGUCAGCUCACUGCUCUCAUGCUUAGUCAUUCCAUGGUUUAAUUUGUGUUUUGUAUUCCUCCUGUUAGUGUCCGUGAAGCGGGCUGGAAGAGAGCCUCAGGGUGCGUUUCUUUUUUUUUUUUUUUUUUUUUUUUUAAUACGUCCGGUCUGUUCCUGCGUCAGCGACGGCCUCUCGGGCUCUCUGCCACUCUGCUCUCUCUUCCUCUGUCUCCACGCUGCAGCUCUCCACCGAAGAUGAAGGCCCAGGUGACACGAUUGUCGUCAUUUGUUACAGAUAAAAGCAUACGUGUAGGUAGCACAGCGUCUCACCUGAGGGAGGGCCGAUUGGAUUAGUUUUCCACGUGGUCGCGCUGAAGCGCUUUGUCUCUACGGCACGGAGGCACCUACUCUUAAUGCUUGGUGAAGAUAUACAACGGAGGCUGUGGAUUGUGUGUUCCCCUUUUUGUGUGUGUGUGUGUGUGUGUGUGGUGAUGGAUGAUUCAUGACAUGCUGUGUUAAUUAAUCAGAUGUUUAAUCAGAUGUUUUUGAUUUCCUUAAUUUUGUCGUAUGCUUGUACAUCGUUUGGAGAAAAAAAAAGUCCAACUAUUAAAAGUCCUGAUGAAUCCA